This is a messenger RNA of Diachasmimorpha longicaudata, 2306 nucleotides long. RefSeq names its product chitin deacetylase 1 (gene ChLD3). Gene Ontology annotation, biological process: carbohydrate metabolic process. The transcript is spliced from 9 exons. The record is from RefSeq and is a predicted model, not a curated record. Gene Ontology annotation, cellular component: extracellular region. Gene Ontology annotation, molecular function: protein binding; chitin binding. The coding region runs from base 658 to 2304 and encodes 548 amino acids. NCBI's taxonomy places the organism in Eukaryota, Metazoa, Arthropoda, Insecta, Hymenoptera, Braconidae.
AAGGCACUGGACAAGUACCUCGGGACACCGUGCGCGGCGCUGUGAACUGUCCGUAUUCCGCCCGUAUUAUUUAGUUAAAAAUAAAUUGAGAAGCUAAUUAAAUAUUUAAAGCUCACUACAAACGGGUACAAACCUACUACAAACAACAGAAUUAGUUCAAUUUUUAAUAAACCAUCAUAUGUCGGCUAUCUAUACACGAAUGAUUCUUUUAUGUCGGUUAAUUGGGCCCUAAAAAAGCGCAUAGAGUCAACAUAUCCAAAAAUACUUUCCAGGCUUUGUGAUAUAAGACCUUAAUUCUCGGACAGGUAAGGGCAUAACAUUUCUCCCUAGGAUUUAUUCCCCUAAAACGAUUUUCUAAUUUUAUAAUUUACUUAAUUAUGUUCAACUAUAAAAUAAGCAAUGAACGUUAGAUAAAUGAGUUUGUGGUGCGAAAUUUGUAGGAUGAACAUUCAUUUUUAAGUUAACUGAAAAUUAUAACAUUAUAACAUUCAUUAGUUUGACUAGAAAAUUGAAAUGCUUUCCUUUCGAUCAAAGUAUGUACUUUAUUCUCACGGUCAUUGAUCUAAAAAUCUCCCGUAAGUGAAAUUAUCAUUCUGCUGUGGGAAAAUUAUAUUACGAACUCUUUCUCCUUCUGGGAGUUGAAGAGGACCAGUGAAAAUGGGGGGAGACGUGUGUCAGUUUGAAAGUGCGAGCCGCCGAGAAAGGUACACCGCUGAUAUCGGUACCGUUUUAACAGUCAUGAGGUGUACCAUCGAACCCAAUAAAUUGCCAACUAUAGCAGUAAUCCUCAAUGCCGUUUUUCUGGUUACCGGGGGCAGAGAAACGAAUGAUGCACCUUGUAUCGAGUACAACAAAUUUUACAGAAAUUCAAAUACACCUGCGCACAGUGUUUGGGCGCCAACUGAAUGUGCCAAAUAUUUUUUGUGUUUAGACAAUGAAGUAUUCGAAUUCAAAUGCUCCGAGGGACUUCUCUUCGAUGUUACUAGACAGAUAUGUGAUUUUAAAGCUAAUGUUGACAAUUGCGACGUGACAUCAGAUGUACAACCACCAAGACCUCUCCUCGAGGAUGGGGAUUGUGAUGGUGGAAGUUUGGCAUGUGGUGAUGGCACUUGCUUACCUAAUAUUUAUUUUUGCGACGGAAGUGUCGAUUGUCCUGAUGGGUCUGAUGAAGCAUGGUGUGAUAAUCAGAACGACCCUAACAUCGCUCUUCCCUGUGACCUUGAAAAAUGUUCUCUCCCAAAUUGCUGGUGUUCUCACGAUGGCAAACAAGUUCCCGGCAAUUUGACGGUAUCCACUGUCCCCCAGAUGAUAACAAUCACCUUCGACGAUGCUGUGAAUGCCGAGAACUUCGACCUCUACACGAAACUGUUCAACGACGCCAGGAAGAAUCCCAAUGGUUGCCCUAUACGUGCUACUUUCUAUGUAAGCCAUCAGUACACGAACUAUCGGGAUGUUCAGUAUUUGUGGAAUGGGGGACAUGAAAUAGCUGCUCAUUCUGUGACCCAUCGGGGUCCAGAGACAUGGUGGUCUCACAACGCAACAAUCGAAGAUUGGUUCGAUGAAAUGGUGGGACUGUCCAACAUUAUCAACAAAUUCGCCGCCGUUCGAUUGGAGGACAUCAAAGGCAUGAGGGCUCCAUUCCUCCGAGUUGGAUGGAACAAACAAUUUCUCAUGAUGUCUGAAUUUGGAUUUUCAUAUGAUUCUUCGAUGGUCGCUCCCUACACUGAUGCACCCUUUUGGCCGUACACUUUGGAUUAUCAAGGCCCGCAUGAGUGUGUUGGUACCGGACAGAAUUGCCCUACCAGGGCCUAUCCCGGGGUGUGGGAAGUCCCGUUGAAUCAACUCUUGGUUGGGGAUUACACAUGUGCUAUGAUCGAACAGUGCCCAACGAGUUUGACUGGUGAGGAAAUUUACAAAACUUUGAUGUUAAACUUCAAAAGACAUUAUCUGGCCAAUCGAGCACCAUUCGGUCUAUAUUUCAAUUCUAUGUGGUUUAGGAAUCCAACUCAUGUCUACGCUUUCGAGAAAUUUCUGGACGAUAUACUUCAACUAUCCGAUGUCUACUUCACUACCACUCAUCAAACAAUUGAGUGGAUGAAAAAACCAACGCCGAUCAGCGAAAUAUCGUUUUUCGAACCUUGGCAAUGCCAUCCACGUAAUUUCGAUCGUCACGAGAUCGCCUGCCAAGUACCAAAUGCCUGUAAACUGUCAAGUCGAGUCCUCAAGUCGUACAGAUACUUGAACACUUGUUUCGAUUGUCCGAAACAGUAUCCGUGGUUCAGGAAUGAAUUCGGAAGGGAUUGAUC